This is a messenger RNA of Thrips palmi, 2132 nucleotides long. RefSeq lists its product as uncharacterized. The transcript is spliced from 8 exons. Gene Ontology annotation, molecular function: protein binding. Lineage: Eukaryota; Metazoa; Arthropoda; Insecta; Thysanoptera; Thripidae. Bases 228 to 1817 code for a protein of 529 amino acids. The record is from RefSeq and is a predicted model, not a curated record. Gene Ontology annotation, biological process: positive regulation of protein ubiquitination; SCF-dependent proteasomal ubiquitin-dependent protein catabolic process. Gene Ontology annotation, cellular component: SCF ubiquitin ligase complex.
ACCUGAUUAGUUUCUUUCCGUCGCUUUUGACCCGUUAUGCGCGUUUCCCGAAAGAAAACCGCAUCUGAUCGUUAACUGACCAGUUCUUUUAAGGCCUGCUUCUAGCCUGUGCACACGCUUACUACACGACCUGUCACUUAUAAUGUGACCCGUUUCUGCAAAUUUUGUUGUGAGUCUGGCGGAGUCACGGAAGUGGUUUUGAACCAUUUUGGUGACGUGCAGGAGCCAUGGACCACAGCGCGGAACAGAGUGAGCUUGACAGUCUCGAAUUGAAUGGUUCGUCCGCUGCCUCGUCCUUGACUCCUCCAGCCAAGAAGGCCAAGACAGCCCCGUUGACCCCAGAUGGUGCAGUGCAGGCUCAGCAGCAGUUGGCGACGCCGCCCGACGCUUCGCUGGGACUCCCAGACCUGCCGAGUACCAAGGGGCUCUGCACACUGCCCGACGAUGAACUGCUGCAAGUGUUCGGCUUCUUGACGCGCGAGCAGCUGCUGAAGUGCCGCACAGUUUGCCGCAGGUUCAGGCAGCUCACCCUCCACCCUGCCCUCUGGCGUAGGAUGAACCUGUUGAACCCCAGCUGGAGUGCUUUGGGCGCUGCGACGCUGCGCGUGGCCCCCUGCCUGAGGAGGCUCACUGUAAGCAACCUGGACGAACUCGUUCUGCUCGGCACUCUACUCGCCGCCUCCAGCUGCGCCGUCUCCGAGCUGCACGUGGUCCUGGACGUGGUGGACGCGGUGCUCGUCGCCGUGGUGCUGGCCAGGCAAGCUACUCUGGGUCGAUUGAAAGAAGUAAAGUUGACAGUGACAUCGACUAACGUAGAUGCGAAGUCUUUCCUGCCCCGACUAAGACAGCUGCUGCGUCAACUUCUUUCUACUCCAGGCUUGGAGUCGAUCGAGCUGGAUUUGGAUGUGAAGACUGCUGCUCUUUUGGAAACUCUAGCCCUCAAUGCAGUCAAGCGUGCGGUGCCGGUGCCUUCAAGCCUCCGACGCCUGCAGUACUUCUCGGCGUGCAAAGACCCCUACCUACCCUUGUUCCUUGAGUGGCAUGCAGCUACCCUUGAGGUGGUGAAACUCCGCUGCGGCCACCCGCGCGCCGCGCCCAUGCUGGCCGCCAUGCCCCGCCUCAGAGAGCUGCAGUGUCCCGUGCUGAAGGACAUGCCGGCCCUCUUGGCGUGCACGGAGUUGCGGUCGCUGCGCCUCUCAAUCUCCAAGGACGAAUCGCCGCGGCACCUCUUCCCCGGUGUGGCGGAGUACCUCCGUUCGGCCGUCGCCACCAUCGAAGACUUGGUCCUCGACUACUUCCAGGACGAAGGCCGCGCCCAGGCGGUGGACCUGGUGCUGAGCCUGGCCGGCCAGCGACGCACAACGCCAGCGCUCAAGAGCCUGCGGUUUGUGUUCAGAAACGACAUGGAGCAGCUCAUCUUCACGGAGCCGCAACCGCAGCUGCGCCCUCUAGCCGCCGUGGUGCACCGCCUCAAGCACCUCGUGAGUCUCAACAUCGGCCAGUUCUCGGACGAACUCUUAGACGCGCUGGACGGAGAGUUCGUCCCCAAUUUGGAGCGCCUGGAAGUGAGCUACCGGGAUGAGUGCCCUCACGAGUGGAUCCACGAAGAGCAUGUUAAAGAGCUGAUGCAGCGGUGCCCGCGCCUGCACAUCUUGGCAGUCGUACCUGAGGGCUGCUGCAUCGAAGGCUGCACGUUUUGCACCGAGAACAAGUGCCACGAGGACCUCGACCUCGCAGGCGACUUCACCCUGUUCAGCCACCCCAAAGAAGCAAGCUGCGGCGUGGAGCACGAUGACAUCGAAAUACUCAUCAGUUAAUGCGUCUGCAUGUCCACUCUUCCAUCUCGCUAGACCUCAAAACAAAAUUUAUUAAAGUAAAAAAAAAUUAUCAGAGACGUGUGAAUUUUCUGGUGAAUUUUUUGUCAAGUUGAUUUUUAUAAUGUUAGGUUCACUUUAUAAGCUAGCUUACUUAGGUUUAAUUGCCCUGUAGUAUCUACGAAAUUAGAGUUAACAAGGUGAUUUUAUCUGAGAAGCAAUAUAAUUUUUGUAAGCUUUGAUGUUUUUCUUCUGGAAAUUAAUCCUAAUGAAAGUUUACUAGUUUCAAUAAAGCUGUAUAAUCCUUUAUGAAAUUUC